AUGCGCUUCCAGCUCACUCAGGAGUUCAACACAGAGAAGCUGACCGCCUUCAUCAACACUCUGAACGGGAAGGAGGGGAUGGGCUCCCGCCUGGUGACUGUACCCCCAGGGCCCAGCCUGGCUGACGCCUUGCUCUCUUCCCCUAUCCUGGCUGGAGAGGGAGGCUCCAUGAUGGGCCUAGGCGCUAGCGACUUUGACUUUGGCGUGGACCCCAGCGCUGACCCCGAGCUUGCUCUGGCUCUGCGUGUAUCCAUGGAGGAGCAGAGACAGAGGCAGGAGGAGGAGGCUCGCCAGGUGGCUGUUGCUUCUGCAGCCAAUGUCACCACAGUGUACGAAUCUGAGGAGGCCCUGCUAAAGAUGUCGGUGACUCAGCCUGAGACUGGUGGAGCUGCAGUGCUGCCUGACUGCAGCAAUAUAACAGAGGAGGAGCAGAUUGCAUACGCCAUGCAGAUUUCCCUGGCCGGAGAAGAGUAUGGAGAUGUGAUGGCUAUGGACACAGGUGCCCCCAUGGACACUGAGACUGCCGAGGUAGGUAACUCGCAUGAUCAAUGAAAUCAGGAACCUUACGAUUUGUUGUUCAAUACAUUCAUGUGUGGUAUCGGUCUGCAAAAAAUUCCCAGCUGCAUUUUAUGAAACGUGCUCUCUCUUGAUUGUGUAUGUUCUCUAUCUCCCAUCCAAUCAGAAUCACCUUUAUUUGCCAAGUACAUUUACAGGUACCAGGAAUUUGACCUGAUGAAAUUAUUCUGACAACAAUAAACAGAAUAUACAAUCAGUGCCCUUCAUUAAUAAUGUGCCUUGUGGCUCUUCCUCAGGAGGACGAUGACUAUUAUGUAAUGCAGAGUACCUCCAGAGCGUUCUGGAGAACUUGCCAGGCGUCAACCCUAACAAUUUUUUAUUUUAUUUUAUUUUUAUUUCACCUUUAUUUAACCAGGUAGGCUAGUUGAGAACAAGUUCUCAUUUGCAACUGCGACCUGGCCAAGAUAAAGCAUAGCAGUGUGAACAGACAACAACACAGAGUUACACAUGGAGUAAACAAUAAACAAGUCAAUAACAUGGUAGAAAAAAAAGAGAAUCUAUAUACAAUGUGUGCAAAAGGCAUAAGGUAGGCAAUAAAUCGAGUAAUUACAAUUUAGCAGAUUAACACUGGAGUGAUAAAUCAUCAGAUGAUCAUGUGCAAGAAGAGAUACUGGUGUGCAAAAGAGCAGAAAAGUAAAUAAAUAAAAGCAGUAUGGGGGGUGAGGUAGGUAAAUUGGGUGGGUAGUUUACAGAUGGACUAUGUACAGCUGCAGCGAUCGGUUAGCUGCUCGGAUAGCAGAUUUUUAAAGUUGUUGAGGGAGAUAAAAGUCUCCAACUUCAGAGAUUUUUGCAAUUCGUUCCAGUCGCAGGCAGCAGAGAACUGGAAGGAAAGGCGUCCAAAUGAGGUUUUGGCUUUAGGGAUGAUCAGUGAGAUACACCUGCUGGAGCGCGUGCUACGGGUGGGUGUAGCCAUCGUGACCAGUGAAAUGAGAUAAGGCGGCACUUUACCUAGCAUAGCCUUGUAGAUGACCUGGAGCCAGUGGGUCUGACGACGAACAUGUAGCGAGGGCCAGCCGACUAGGGCAUACAGGUUGCAGUGGUGGGUCGUAUAAGGUGCUUUAGUAACAAAACGGAUGGCACUGUGAUAAACUGCAUCCAGUUUGCUGAGUAGAGUAUUGGAAGCUAUUUUGUAGAUGACAUCGCCGAAGUCGAGGAUCGGUAGGAUAGUCAGUUUUACUAGGGUAAGUUUGGCGGCGUGAGUGAAGGAGGCUUUGUUGCGGAAUAGAAAGCCGACUCUAGAUUUGAUUUUGGAUUGGAGAUGUUUGAUAUGAGGCCAUCCGAAACGCCAUGGGCUCCCUGGCCUCCCAGACAGGCCCACCCAAGCCUAACAGCAAGAAGGACGAGGAGAAGAAGAAAUGAGGAAUGGGGACAAACAGAUUGACGACAACCAUGGGACUGCGUCCGAAAUGGAACCCUUUUCCCUAAAUAGUGCACUACUUUUGACAGCACACUGGUCUAAAGUAGUACACUAUAAGGAAUUGGGGGCCAUUUCAGAUGAAACCAUGGACAACAAGACAAAGACAUGACACAUAUAGGGUAGUUGACACUGACAGACUAAUGCAAGGUUACAUACAGGAACACAGUUGGACGGACACUAAUGCAUGAUAUGACUUACUGAUGACGGACUGUCGACAAUAUCCACAAGAAACCCACAAGCACACACAAAUAGACCAGACAACAGUAAGACCAAACUGGGUCUUUACUGCCAUUCAAUUGGAUAUGAUCUUCUUAUCUCCAUAUCAUCUCAGUGUAAUAGACAUCAUUUCUGGUUUCUCACUGAUUUACCCUGUCUUAACUGACUUACUCGCUAACUGGCAUUAUAAGUGGCAUUUAAUGACAUGUCCCCAAGCUUGUAAACUAAACAGUAUCCAUCUUUCAUUUCUUUUUUUUUUUUUUCUGUUGCAAUAGAAAAGAUGGAUGAAGCUUGUUUGUAUGAAUGUUUCCUUUUAUGACCCUCAACUCCACAUAGCUAGAAUAGGAACGUUUUAAUAAGAGACCAUGUUUCCCAUGCCAAU
This is a messenger RNA of Salvelinus fontinalis (brook trout), 2591 nucleotides long. RefSeq names its product 26S proteasome non-ATPase regulatory subunit 4-like. Gene Ontology annotation, biological process: proteasome-mediated ubiquitin-dependent protein catabolic process. The transcript has 5 exons. The record is from RefSeq and is a predicted model, not a curated record. Gene Ontology annotation, cellular component: cytosol; proteasome regulatory particle, base subcomplex; nucleus. Gene Ontology annotation, molecular function: polyubiquitin modification-dependent protein binding. Bases 1 to 552 code for a protein of 183 amino acids. NCBI's taxonomy places the organism in Eukaryota, Metazoa, Chordata, Actinopteri, Salmoniformes, Salmonidae.